CCACUACACAGAGAUUCCCUGCUCCCACUGCCUCGCAAGUCACAAGUGGUUCCUUGGUUGGUUGAGCCGGAGGCAGAGUCACAGGGGGGCAUAAUUCUGAAAUCUGAAUUCACAAACACAGACGCCUCUCUCCGCGAAGCUGCGAGGGACGCCAUGGCUUUCCCAGGGACUCCGGCGAGGAAGCUGCUCCUGACAGGGAGCUCCGCCGUGGCGCGCAGCGUCGCCGCUGGCUUCGACCUCGACGGCGCCGGCGACUUCUUCUCGGGCCUGUGGCAGCUCGUCAGGGCGAAGGCCGCCGAGCUUGUGGCCUGGCUCGCCGCCCUCUUCUCGGCGCUCGCCAGGAAGGUCGACGAGCUCCUCCCGCCGGAGACCCGCUCCGAGACGCUCCGGGAGUGGCUGCACGUCGCCGUCACCGUGGCGCUCCCGGCCGCGCUGGGCGCCUUCGUGCUCCUCUGCAUCGCCCGAUGCUGCUGGCGCUGCUGCUGCAGCUGCUGCCUCGCACGCGGAGGCCGCCGGCUGAUGGUGGCGCCCGGCCGCCGCGGCGCGCGCAUGCCGCGCGGCGUGUUCGAGAGCAACCCGCGGGGCUACUUCCGCGACCUCCGCGCCGGGAAGCCCCUCGUGUACUAGCGCGUGCGCGUCCUCGCGUACGUACCUGCAUUUCGUGUAUACGUAUACGAGUACGUACGUGUACGAAUGGUUUAGUGUGUGAGGGGGGGGGGGAAGCGUACGUGUGAGUCGUAUUUGGUAUUUUAAUAUGUCGUGGUCUUAUGUGUGUUGCUACUGUAUUUCACGUGUAUUUGGUAUUUUGGUAUUGGUAAUAUUGAACACGAAGACAUCUCGCUGUGUUUAAAUCGUA
Messenger RNA from Panicum virgatum (switchgrass), 856 nucleotides. RefSeq lists its product as uncharacterized. The record is from RefSeq and is a predicted model, not a curated record. Bases 154 to 627 code for a protein of 157 amino acids. The transcript has a single exon. Lineage: Eukaryota; Viridiplantae; Streptophyta; Magnoliopsida; Poales; Poaceae.